Messenger RNA from Penicillium atrosanguineum, 2271 nucleotides. Its product is annotated as protein phosphatase regulator GAC1. Gene Ontology annotation, cellular component: protein phosphatase type 1 complex. The transcript has 3 exons. NCBI's taxonomy places the organism in Eukaryota, Fungi, Ascomycota, Eurotiomycetes, Eurotiales, Aspergillaceae. Gene Ontology annotation, molecular function: glycogen binding; protein phosphatase 1 binding. The record is from RefSeq and is a predicted model, not a curated record. The coding region runs from base 1 to 2271 and encodes 756 amino acids. Gene Ontology annotation, biological process: regulation of glycogen biosynthetic process.
AUGCCAUACACUGCGCCGUUGAAGCCGUUGCUCUCCGCGCAGCACAUUGAAUACUCUGAUCCCUCUUCACAAGUUCACCCUGAACGACCGGGCCUGGUUCGUUCCGCCUCUGGGCGUUUACAGAACUCCCGUUCUUAUUCCUCUACAUCGUACGUUCGUCGACACCGAAGGAGCCCGUCGAUCAGUAAAUCGACAGUGCAUUCCUCCUCGGACCCCACCUCCCGGACGUCACCGGUUAUUGACCCUCAUGCCAGUCUUCGUCAAUCACCUCCACCAGUAAGCAAUGCUGCGAUUCCUGUCGGGGCGGUGAUCUCACCGCCCGAAUCCGCCCCAAACUCCAGUGACGAGGAGUCGCUGUACCGUGAGGGUAUCAAGCUGGAAGAGCUCGAGGCUGCUGUCCGAUCAAUCGGCCAAAGGAGGGAAAGCUCGCCAGAUAGAGAGAACAUGGGCCCCGCCGAACGCUCGAGCACCGAGGCUCCGUCCUCAAGUUCGUCAACAGUAACACUUAACCCGGAUCCCAAGCCCAACCACUUCCGCCUGUCCAAGUCCGCAAGAAAGAUCUCCCACUCACGAUCUUCCACCGAAACAGCAAUUGAUCUGAAGCGUGAGGAAGCUCUUACUAGUUCGCCUGAUGACAGCGAUGUGGAAAUGUCUAAUAAACCCCCCAUGGUUCGGAAGAAGUCUGGUGAGCUGGUUCGUCCGGCCCUCCGUCCCGCAUCGGCCCGGCGACGACCGUCCAGCAUGCCGGGUACCCCGGUCUAUGCCAAGGCCGUGCACUUUGACUCGCAGUUGGAGCACAUCCGUCACUUCCUGCAACUUGAUCGACCCUUAGCUGUCAGUGCAAAUACCUCCCCGGUGGAGACCCACGACGCCGAUCACGAGUUCCCAUUCGGCAUCGACGACAAUAAGCCAUCAUGGGAAUGGGAGCUUCGGCUACCCAACACCCCUAGGGAAAUUUCUUCAUCGUCCAAUCUUCCAGUCCAGCUGGAACGUUUGUUCUUGUCUGCAGAUAAGAAGGUUCUGCUUGGUACCGUGGCUGUAGCAAACCUUGCCUUCCACAAACAUGUGGCUGCUCGCUUCACGCUUGAUUGCUGGAGAACCACAUCCGAAGUCGGCGCGGUUUACUGCCAUGAUAUUCGUCGGAAGCAUGCUCACGAUGGGUAUGAUCGGUUUUCGUUCGAACUCAAGUUGGACGAUCAGGCCAACUUAGAAAGCAAGACCAUGUCAAUCUGUAUUCGCUACAAUGUGAAUGGUCAGGAGUUCUGGGAUAACAAUCUUGGAAUGAACUACCAGGUUGAUUUCAUCAAGACACCCAGGGUCGCCUCCACCAAGCCAUCAGGCGGAGCUCGCCCUACUCUUCCCCGCAGCCGAACCUUUGCUACUUCCCACUCGGCUCGUCCUCGCUCGAUGCCUCCAUCUAUGGAUGAGUCGUCAUUCGACGAUUUCCCGAAUGUGGGCAAGAACGUUGGCUUCUCAAAUCCGUUUGGGAGUAGCAAGGGAUCUCCGCUAAACCGGACUUCGUCGGAUGAUAUUGACACGAUCGGACCGCCGAAACGGCGCGAGAGCCAGAAUCGUCAAGGAUUAAGCAACCGAUAUGAUUUCGGAGCAUCCUUGACCGCUGCCAUGAAGACUAAGACCCCUCUUGAUCGGACCACACUGACUGCUCGGGCACGAUCUGAACGGACCCCUGAGGCAAAGUCGGCUGCGGGGCCUGUGUCAACCAAAGUAUCUGCAGUGAGCGAAAAAGCUCGGAAGGAGGAUCUGAAACCUUCCUCACUGGUUUCUAGCAAACCGAACCUCGAGUCCUCAGUGUACAAAGAGUUGGUGGACAAGUACUGCUUCUACGGCUCCCCGAAGUCAAACGAAGAGGCGCCGUGCCCCGUCGUGAACGUGAACAACGAGGAGCCCCGGAAGCAAUAUUCUUUGGGCGCCCCUUCACCCCCACUGUCCCCUCGGUCUCCAGCUCCUCUGGAGGCACCGACUGAUGCGUCCCGUGAACCCCGCCCUUCGACCUUGGCUCCGGCCCAGGCUUCGAGCCCGCGAGUUUCUCCGCGGACGUCCCCACGUGCGUCCCCGCGAGCCUCGCCCUCGCCGAUACCUUUUCGGUACCCGUACCACCAAUCAUUGCAGAACGGAUUCUUGAAAGACCCUCAUUCGUCCCCCGUCAUUAGAGGGGGAUUCGAAGUUUCGUUUUCAAAUAUGGGUCCGGACUCGGUUUCCAUUCCCUACUUUGCCGAAAGUGCAUAUGCGCCCUGCGUCGGUGUCCUGUGA